GCCAUGUUUGGUGGCCCUGAACAUCCACCACAACAUCUACACAAUGUCCAGAGUAAUUCGUUUUUAUCGUGUUUUAAGAAGAAAUCCGAAGAAAUCUAUAGUUUUGUCUGCAAUAUUAGCUGGCGGUGUUAAUUAUGGUAUAGAUAAGUAUGAAGAGAAGCAGAUGAUGCGAGCCUUCUGUGAGAAAGCUAUGGUGUAUGGGGAGUGUAGCAAGCCGCUGGGGGAACCUGAACGACAUAUUACCGUUCUUCUCAACCCUGCCGCUAAGGACGGCAAGGGCAAGGUGCAGUUUGAGCGGUAUUGUGCCCCACUGUUGCACUUAGCAGGAAUUAAAGUUGCAACUGUGAGGACGGAGAAUGAAGGCCAGGCCAGAGACUUGAUGGAAAUCAUGGAGAAUACUAAUGCUGUUGUGGUUGCAGGUGGCGAUGGAACCUUGGGUGAAGUGUUGACUGGGCUGUUGCGUCGAGCUGACCACUCCGAGGCCGCCCGAAAACUUCCCCUGGGCAUCCUGCCUCUCGGAAAUACCAACACUUCCACUGCAGCUAUAUGGGGGUUUAGAGGAAACCCUGAGCCACGACAUCUGGCCGAAGCAACGAUGGCAAUAGUUGAAGAUAUCAGACGUCCUCUAGAUGUAAUGGAAAUAACUCCAUUACAGAGUGUAGAGGAAGGAGAAUCCCCAUCUAAGCCUGUUUAUGCAGCCUCCAUGCUGGAGUGGGGAGCGUAUAGAGACGCAGUAGAUAGAAAAGAUGUCUAUUGGUACUGGUCCUUCUUAAAGAAAUACAUGACUUAUGUAUUUUCCAGCUAUAAAGAUAUUACAUGGGACUGUGCAGCAGAGGUGGAAUAUUCUGUUCCUUGCUCGGGUUGCUCUCGAUGUCGUGUAAAUAUCGACCAAGAGAACACCCAGAGGAACAGUGCUGCUGAAACUCCUCGAAGAUGGUGGAUGGCAUAUAUCCCCAAAGCCAAACCAGUGGUAGGAAGGAAAUCAGAUGAAGAAAAAAUUGACUACAGCAGUAUAAUUAAUGAAGAAUGUGGAGUAAUGCACAAGACGACCUUCAAUAAUAUCUGCGAUGUUACAGUGUCAACAAGAAAUACACCACAGUCAUUGGAUGUUCCCAGUUAUGCACUCUCACUAAAAACAGGUCCAGCCAAUAUUGGAACCUUAGAAUUUAUCAAAGAAGGUUGGAGCAGAGAAUGGGAUAAAGUAAAGAGUUAUGCAUCUGAAAUUAAUAUUGGGGAAAUAAUAUUGAGACCAAGUGAGAAAAAAACUGAAAAGGGUACCGAUCAAGAACUGAACAUUGACAGUGAAACGUUUGAAGUUCGGCCUAUGAAGAUAAAGGCCAGGCCUAGUGCCGUCACCAUUUUUGCCCCAGCAGAUCCCCCAUUUACUGCCCAUAGUGGUUAAAAUUUAUGUAAAUUAACAUUUUUAUAGAGAAUAGUGUUUUAAGAGAUGGUUUUGAGUUAGUGAUAAAUAUUGUUGUUACUGUGUACUUAAAAGAGAAGCCAUGAAUACCUGGUUAAUAAAAUUUAUCUUCAAGUUAUUUGUAAAACAAUUAAUUUUAAAAUGAGAUUUUUAUUUGUAAAGAUAAUUACAGUGAAACCUCUGUAUAACAGACUAAUGGGAGGAAGGAAAUGUCUGUUUAAACAAAGAUCCACUGUCAAAAUGCCCAGUGCAAUGAACUGGUACCAUUGUACAUGCACUGCCAUGAAUAAAAUCUUAAUGUAGUGGGCUUA
Molecule: messenger RNA, 1731 nt
Organism: Cherax quadricarinatus
Lineage: Eukaryota; Metazoa; Arthropoda; Malacostraca; Decapoda; Parastacidae
Gene: Mulk
Product: acylglycerol kinase-like protein Mulk
Biological process (GO): ceramide biosynthetic process; phosphorylation; sphingosine biosynthetic process
Cellular component (GO): mitochondrion; cytoplasm; membrane
Molecular function (GO): acylglycerol kinase activity; ATP-dependent diacylglycerol kinase activity; ceramide kinase activity
Source: RefSeq, a predicted model, not a curated record